Molecule: messenger RNA, 4278 nt
Organism: Hydractinia symbiolongicarpus
Lineage: Eukaryota; Metazoa; Cnidaria; Hydrozoa; Anthoathecata; Hydractiniidae
Exons: 3
Coding region: 2428-3336 (302 amino acids)
Cellular component (GO): membrane
Source: RefSeq, a predicted model, not a curated record
AUAUUACAAACUUACAGAUAAUUCCUUGGAUCCCAUAAUAUACUUGGAAGUAUUAAGAAUUGACUACUUGGUGUGAGUAACACAAAAAAACAAAGCGAGAAGAAAUUGAAGUUAUACAUUUUUACACAUAUUAAGAUAAAAAUGAUUGCUGACAGUUAUUAAGUUUACAUAAAACUAAACCUACUUUAUUUUUAGUUGCGAUUGUUUCUGAGCUGUUUCCAACCAACACAGGCAUUUUUGGAACAAAUAAUGAACGUCAUUCAAACACGUGUGAAAAAUGUCGCCAUAUUUGUUUACACUGAACAACAAAUUGCAUAUCAGUUGUAACAUAAAAAUUUGGAUUUUAUAAAAUAAUAUUUUCAGGCUGUAACGCAAUAUGGACACACAUUAAUGACUAUAAUCAUAACAAUAAAUUAUUAAAUUAAGAUAUCAAAUGUUGGUUUUGUAGUUUUAGAAUUUCCUUUGGUUUUUAACUUGUUACUUUGUGACACAAAUGUGCACUAUGUCUUCCUUGGUUUUAAAAUUGGACGCGACUGGAAACAACUGUUGUUGUUUUUCGCUGCUACAACGCUACGCUACCAUCUUUGUGAACAAAAAAUAACACAUACUACCCUUGUGGGCAAAAAUCUUCAAAGAUACUUGAAAUGACUGUGGAGGAGCUUCGCACUGUUGUUUCAACGUUGACGUUGUAUGGUUUUCGUUUGGUAAAAAAAUCUUUGAAACAGCAAAAUAAUGAUGAAGACAGCCAUUACUUGAACACUGUUCAUCAAAAAUCUCCAUCUCUAAACAUGAGAUAUGCACUUUUGGCAUUCAUAGUAAUGUUGUUAAUAUUACUGUGUUUCUUGCUUUAAACAACAUAUAAUCUUGGAAAGUCCUUUCAACACUAAUUGUUAUUUAUUGCAAUGUUUCAACGAAUUUAUGGCACAUAAUAUUUUAAAAAUGUAUAUAAAUAUUUAAGGAUUAAAUUAAAAAAUUUGGAGGGAAACCUAUUUAUCCCAUGUAUUUAAUAUUUUAAUGUUACUAAUAUAUAAAGAUCCAAAAAGAAUUACUACAUAUAUAUUUAUAUAAUAUAUUUAUUUUAUUUACAAAAUUGUUUUCCUUAUUACAUACAUGUAUAUACAGUUCAGUUUACUAAAAACAUAGUUUCCUUAAGAUUUAGGUUUUAUUGCUUAGGCAAAUACUCCAGCUGGAAUGGACAUGUUUUAUACGACGUUUUUUUUUAUUUUCCAGAAAAUUAUUUCUUUGAAAAUGAGAGUUUAAGUUUCUAUUGAAAUUAAGAAUUAGUACAACUGUAUGUGUGAGGAUAAUUUAAAAUAAUCUUCCCAUCAUACAUUGUUCCUAUGAUCCCUUUCCAGUCCAUUUUAUUUAGCUCUGGAAAAUUCGAUCUAUGUAUGCCCUUUUCAGCCGAAUUCCUAACCAGUUUAUGGCUGAUCUCGGUACAUCUUGCGAAAAUCGGAUCAAAAACUCGCCAAAUGUCGAGAGAAUCACGAGGAAGCAUUUGUUGACUUACGGUAGUCUUUUUGAUUAACGGACAUUUUUAAAGGCAUGCACCUCUGAUUAACGGUCAGAUGUCAUUACACUGGCUGAAUUUAAGUUAAAGUCACAAGCAAACUUUUCAAACAGUAGACAAGAAAUUAGAGGAUACUUGAAUUAGUGGACAUAUUUUUAUAUACAAUUCCGCGAUUAAAAACAGCGAAAAUUAAUUUGUGUGUUUGGCCAAGUUCCAUUGGUCUAUUGGAUUUCGCAAGAAUGUGGACAAGAAUUUAGUAAUAGUUUAACAGUUGAAAUUUAUGUAAAAGUUAAAACUACGAUCUAUGAAUAUUAAAUAUUAUUUUUGUAGUUGAAACUUUUCACAAUGCCCGUAAAAUGAAAUUUCGCUGUUCAAGACUUUUGCUGAAUUUACUUCAGUUCGCAAAAGAAACUUCAAAUUUCGUCUAUUUCCGAAAAAAAACAACGCGAAACCGCAGUUCUGGGCAAAUUAUUACAUACAUGUUAACCACAUACAAUACCCGUUGCUAAAAUUUGAGUUUUGAGUUUAUGAAAUUUAGAAAAUUUUUCUGUAAAAUCGAAAUACCUUAGGAACAAAAAGAAGCGAUACCGCAAGAGACAAACUUUUAAAUAGAACGUUGGUAUAUUGCGUAAAAUGCACUGGGCAUACGGCUCUUUAAAUCUAUUGAAUUGCUUAAAAAAUAUUUGAAUAAAGUAACUACGACAUGUUGAAGAAAAAUCGUAGUUUCGAACCAUCUGUGUCAAUAUGGAAAGACGUUGAGGUUACAUAAUGAAAUCUCGAAUUUAACUUCUUAUCAGUAGAAAUUAAAAUUACAGAAAAAGUGGUGUAUAUAACGUUUUUAAAAUUCAAAAGUUUCAGAUAUUAGAAAAACUAUCCAGAGGAGAAGUUCAGAUGUGCAUGCAGAAUUCGUAUAAAAUAUGCAUCAACAUGAUACAGAAAGUAUAAUCCCAAAUUUAGUAAAUAUUGGCGUUCGACUAAUACCAAUAUCUCUUCAUUUGUUGGGAAUCUAUCUAUUGUCAAUCGUACCAAAACAAAAUAUUAACGCAACACAGCGCUUACUUUUAUUAAACUUGAGUUUUGUAACUGUCAGUUUUUUGUUAUGCACUUGGCUAGCAAGUUUGAUACAUGUUUUGUUUCCAAGUAGCCAUUUCGAAUUUCUCGAAUAUAUUUCACUCGUACAGCUCACUGGAUUUAGUUUUGUUUACUAUCUUGCCAUGAUAUGCAUUACAGCAGAUAGAUUUCUUGAAAUGUAUCUAAAUAUAAAGUACGCUUUAUAUUGGUCAGGUAGACACACAUUGAAAUUGAUGUACUUCAUAUGGCUCAUUGGAGCAACAUUCUCUUCCGUUAUGGUUAUUUUAUACUACAAAUGGAGAAUAAAUUACACACGAUAUUGCUAUAUUUACUUUUUUCCGAUAAUAGAAGCAAUCUUUCUUGCAAUCGCAUUGGUAACAUAUAGCUAUAUAUUUGGAAGGUAUUAUAAGCCAUUAAAGGUUUUAAAAAAUCGAAAAAAGGACUUUAAAAACAUGCUUCGACGUUCACCGUUAUUAUUGAUCUCUUUGAUUAUUGUUACCUUCGUAUUAUUUAUGAUAGUACCUGACAUGAUUUUAUUUUCGUACCACUACUCAAAUACAUCUCUUCCAAAUACAGUCUUACUCGUCACAUAUAUUUUAUACACUUUGACGUAUACCUCAGAUGCCGUGAUAUACAUUCUGCUGCAGAAAAGUGUUAGAAAGGUCGCGAAAAGAAAAUUUCACAUCAGGAAGAGAGCGGUAACGGUGGAGAGACCAAGACAAGGGACAAUAACAUCAGCUCAAUCAAAUUUAUAAAGUUUUGUUUACGCAAAAAUUUGUGUUGAAUUACGGUGCUAUAUCGAUCCAGCUUGCGAGGUCUGCUUGCGAGAAACUUUAGAGUUCAACAUCAAAACAGGUCACCAGGAUCAACAGGUUAUAUAUGUUAAAAAAAUCGAAAAAAAAAAAUUUGGGUAAAAAUCGUUGAUCGGUGAAAAAUGUUGGUAAAAUAUUUAUGUUGCUAAAAUACAUUAGGCACUAAGCCAAAAUUUGACCUCUGGACUUACAUUUUGUUCUUUGUAGUCCAUGAAAGAAUUCAGGCUGAAUACGUUCUUAAUUUUUAGCAAAAUCUUAGCCUCAAACUUCUUAUAAACUAGGUUCUUAUAAAAACCGUGUAUCAUAAAAAAAUUAAUUUUUCACUUUUCGAAUAUUUUUUUCACUUUUUAUUUUUUGUCGUAUUAUCUUGACUUGUCUAAAAACUUGUGGUUACCUAACGCCUAAAGGAAUAAUUUAAUUUGAUCAAAACCACUAUAUUCCUCGUACUUAAGUUUGAAGAUAGAUUCACUACUGUUGCACUAUUUCUAAUCAGCACAUAUUACGUGAUAUAUCAAAUAUAACUUAUUUGUACAGAUUUUGGCGCAGUGAAACGUAGUGAAAUUAGCCGUUAUUUAAUUUUUUUAACCAUUUCCAAAUCCACCCCUGUUUUUUUGUACACAGUUUAUUAUGCUAUUAUUUUAUUUUAAAGCUUAUGUUGAUAUCAGUUAUUAAAUCUUAAAGUCUUUUUAUCGUCCAUAGAUAUUUCAAAAAAUCGUAUGUAUGUAUGCGAAGAAAAAAUCACUAAAAUUCGACCAUGCCUUGAUCGGCAAUUUAUUCAAAUUAAUUUCAAAACAAUAACACAAAUUUGAUAUGAAAAUAAUGAUACACAUCAUGUACUUAGAAUAAAUACGAUAAACAAAAAUAUUUUCGUGCUAUUCUUCCAAC